This is a messenger RNA of Physeter macrocephalus (sperm whale), 3071 nucleotides long. It is a transcript of the gene BMAL1, whose product is annotated as basic helix-loop-helix ARNT like 1. The record is from RefSeq and is a predicted model, not a curated record. The transcript is spliced from 21 exons. Gene Ontology annotation, molecular function: RNA polymerase II cis-regulatory region sequence-specific DNA binding; protein dimerization activity; DNA-binding transcription factor activity, RNA polymerase II-specific. Lineage: Eukaryota; Metazoa; Chordata; Mammalia; Artiodactyla; Physeteridae. Gene Ontology annotation, cellular component: transcription regulator complex; nucleus; aryl hydrocarbon receptor complex. Bases 715 to 2595 code for a protein of 626 amino acids. Gene Ontology annotation, biological process: circadian rhythm; regulation of transcription by RNA polymerase II.
GUGGAGGGAUGGGGAGGGGGAGUGCAGAGAGACCCGGAGGCUGGUGCCUGGGCCCAGGGAGGUGAGGAUGCGUUUCUGGACUGCGACAGCAGACGUGGGGCAGAAAGGAAGAAGGGAGAGUCCAUGCGGGCCACAAGGAAGUCCGAGGACCAGGUGGUGCUGGCUAGAGUGCAUGCUUUUGGACCCAAGCUUAACUUUUCAAAUGUGGAAUGCUAGGCCUUCAUUGCUGCUCGGGACCAUCCCUGGUGUGGCCUCUGUGGCCGGGCAGUGUCUUGUAUAGUCAGGGCUGAGGGGGCCGCAGAGGGGGUAAGAGGACCGAAGUUACUACCCUAAGAGCAGCUGCACCAUGAUUCCAAGUGUGUGGGGUGUACCUGUGCUGGUUUCUGGAAGAAGUUGACUGCCUGAAAGGAAGCGACAAAACAUGAAAAUUGCUUUGAGGUGACCAACAAGUCCAGUGACCCCUUGCUUCUCCCAAGGUGGAUCUGGGGUUUAAGAACCGUAACUUCAGAUGAGGAAACUCGGGCCCAGAGAGUGGGAGUGACAGCCCCAGUCACGUCGGUUGGAGCUGGACCCUGACAGUGGCAGUGCACGGCCACCUUCACCUGGGUUUGCAGUUGGAGUCCCUUGCAAGAGCCACCCUGGUCGUCCUCCACCUUAGAAGAGCACGUAGAAAUAAACGUGCCUCUGCUGUCCUUGUACCUAUUCCAGACUCCAAUGGCCGAACAGAGAAUGGACAUUUCUUCAACUAUCAGCGACUUCAUGUCCCCAGGCGCCACCGACCUCCUCUCCAGCCCCCUGGGCACCGGUGGCAUGGAUUGCAACCGGAAACGCAAGGGCAGCUCCACGGACUACCAGGAAAGCAUGGACACAGACAAAGAUGACCCUCAUGGAAGGUUAGAAUAUACAGAGCACCAAGGAAGGAUCAAAAAUGCAAGGGAAGCUCACAGCCAGAUUGAAAAGAGGCGUCGGGAUAAAAUGAACAGUUUUAUUGAUGAACUGGCUUCUUUGGUACCAACGUGCAACGCGAUGUCCAGGAAAUUAGAUAAACUUACUGUGCUGAGGAUGGCUGUUCAGCACAUGAAAACAUUACGAGGUGCCACCAAUCCAUACACAGAAGCAAACUACAAACCGACUUUUCUAUCAGAUGAUGAAUUGAAACACCUUAUUCUCAGGGCAGCAGAUGGAUUUUUGUUUGUCGUAGGAUGUGACCGAGGGAAGAUCCUCUUUGUGUCAGAGUCUGUCUUCAAGAUCCUCAACUACAGCCAGAAUGAUCUGAUUGGUCAGAGUUUAUUUGACUACCUGCAUCCUAAAGAUAUCGCCAAAGUCAAGGAGCAGCUCUCCUCCUCUGACACUGCACCCCGGGAGCGGCUCAUAGAUGCAAAAACUGGACUUCCAGUUAAAACAGAUAUAACCCCUGGGCCAUCUCGAUUAUGUUCUGGAGCACGGCGUUCUUUCUUCUGUAGGAUGAAGUGUAACAGGCCUUCCGUAAAGGUUGAAGACAAGGAUUUCCCCUCCACCUGCUCAAAGAAAAAAGCAGAUCGAAAAAGCUUCUGCACAAUCCACAGCACAGGCUAUUUGAAAAGUUGGCCGCCCACAAAAAUGGGGCUGGACGAAGACAACGAACCAGACAACGAGGGGUGUAACCUCAGCUGCCUUGUCGCCAUCGGACGACUGCACUCUCAUAUGGUUCCACAACCGGCGAACGGGGAAAUCAGGGUGAAAUCUAUGGAAUAUGUCUCUCGGCAUGCAAUAGAUGGGAAGUUUGUUUUUGUAGACCAGAGGGCAACAGCUAUUUUGGCAUAUUUACCACAAGAACUUCUAGGCACCUCAUGUUACGAAUAUUUUCACCAAGAUGACAUAGGACAUCUCGCAGAAUGUCAUAGGCAAGUUUUACAGACAAGAGAAAAGAUUACAACUAAUUGCUAUAAGUUUAAAAUCAAAGAUGGUUCUUUCAUCACACUACGGAGUCGGUGGUUCAGUUUCAUGAACCCUUGGACCAAGGAAGUAGAAUACAUUGUCUCCACCAACACCGUUGUUUUAGCCAACGUCCUGGAAGGCGGGGACCCAAGCUGCCCUCAGCCCACAGCAUCCCCCCGCAGCAUGGACAGCACGCUGCCCUCUGGAGAAGGUGGCCCAAAGAGGACCCACCCCACUGUUCCAGGGAUUCCAGGGGGAACCAGGGCUGGGGCAGGAAAAAUAGGUCGAAUGAUUGCUGAGGAAAUCAUGGAAAUCCACAGGAUAAGAGGGUCAUCGCCUUCCAGCUGUGGCUCCAGCCCAUUGAACAUCACAAGUACACCUCCCCCUGAUGCCUCUUCUCCAGGAGGCAAGAAGAUUUUAAAUGGAGGGACUCCAGACAUUCCUUCCAGUGGCCUACUACCAGGGCAGGCUCAGGAGAACCCAGGUUAUCCAUAUUCUGAUAGCUCUUCUAUUCUUGGUGAGAACCCUCACAUAGGCAUAGAUAUGAUAGACAACGAUCAAGGCUCAAGCAGUCCCAGUAAUGAUGAAGCAGCAAUGGCUGUCAUAAUGAGCCUCUUGGAAGCAGAUGCUGGGCUCGGUGGUCCUGUUGACUUUAGCGACUUGCCAUGGCCACUGUAAACACUACAUGUUGCUUUGGCGACAGCUACAGUAUCAAAGUGCAUUACUGAUGGAGUUAUACAGUCGUCUGUGAAGCUUACCGGAUAAGGAGAACAGCUUUUAUGUACUGUCUUCAUAAAAGCCAUCUCAGAGCCAUUGAUACAAGUCAAUCUUACUAUGUGUAACUUCAGACAAAGUGGAACUAAGCCUGCUCCAGUGUUUCCUCAUCAUUGAUGAUUAUUGGGCUAGCUGUGGAUAGCUUGCAUUAAUUGUAUAUUUUGGAUUCUGUUUGUGUUGAAUUUUUUAAUCAUCAUUGUGCACAGAAGCAUCAUUGGUAGCUUUUAUAUGCAGAUGGUCAUUUCAGAUGAUGUAUGGUGUUUUUACACUACAAAGAAGUUCCCCAUGUGGAUAUUUCUUAUACUAAUUGUAUCAUAAAACCGUUUAUUCUUCCUUGUAAGAAUCCUUUACUAUAAAUAUGGGUUAAAGUAUAAUGUAUU